Molecule: messenger RNA, 957 nt
Organism: Varanus komodoensis (Komodo dragon)
Lineage: Eukaryota; Metazoa; Chordata; Lepidosauria; Squamata; Varanidae
Product: vomeronasal type-2 receptor 26-like
Exons: 3
Biological process (GO): G protein-coupled receptor signaling pathway
Cellular component (GO): membrane
Molecular function (GO): G protein-coupled receptor activity
Source: RefSeq, a predicted model, not a curated record
AUGCCUAGAGGAGACAGUGAUGAAGAGGAAGAGGACGAGGACGACGACGACAAUGACAAGGAGGAGAACAACAAGGAGGAGUUUGUUCCUGAUGCAAAGCAUUGCCUGAAGUGUCCAGAAGACCAGCAUCCAAACAAGGCUCAGGAUCAGUGCAUCCCCAAGGUCAUCACCUUCCUGUCCUAUGAAGAAUAUUUGGGGACCUUCCUCACUGGCAUGGCUGUACUCUUCUCCAUAGCCACAGGAGUCAUAUUGGGAAUCUUUUGGAAAUUCCAAGAAACUCCAGUAGUCAAGGCCAACAACCGAGGCCUCUCCUACAUACUUCUUCUCUCUCUCCUGCUUUGCUUUGCAUGCUCUUUCCUCUUCAUUGGACAGCCAAGAAGCAUCACCUGCCUCCUCCGACAAGCAGCUUUCAGCAUCAUCUUCUCAGUGGCCAUCUCUUCCCUCCUGGCCAAAACAGUCACGGUGGUGCUGGCCUUCCUGGCCACCAAGCCAGGCAACAUGACAAGGAACUUGUUGGGGAAGACUUUGGCCAACUCCAUUGUCAUGUCCUGUUCCAGCGUCCAAGUAGUCCUCUCCACCAUCUGGUUGGGCACCUCUCCCCCCUUUCCUGACUCUGACAAGCACUCCCAGCUGGGGCAGAUCAUCUUGCAGUGCAACGAAGGCUCUGUGGCCAUGUUCUAUGCUGCCCUUGGCUACAUGGGCUUCCUGGCUGCCAUUUGCUUCACAGUGGCCUUCCUGGCCAGGAAGCUGCCCGGGGCCUUCAACGAGGCUAAGCUGAUCACCUUCAGCAUGCUGGUCUUCUGCAGCAUCUGGGUGUCCUUCGUGCCCACCUACCUGAGCACCAGGGGCAAGUACAUGGUGGCCGUGCAGGUCUUCUCCAUAUUGACCUCCAGUGCUGGGCUGCUGGGCUGCAUCUUCCUGCCCAAGUGUUACAUCAUUCUAUGGAGGCCUGACCUG